AUGGAGAAAGCUACUAGUGAGGUUACAGUGCAAACUGGAGACCUGUUGCCAUGUAAGAUUUGUGGAAGAACUUUCUUUCCAGCAGCGCUGAAAAAACAUGGACCCAUUUGCCAAAAAACUUCAGCCAAGAAAAGGAAGACAUUCGAUUCCAGCCGACAGAGAGCAGAAGGAACUGACAUUCCCACAGUAAAACCUCUUAAGCCACGGCCAGAACCACCCAAAAAACCUUCUAACUGGAGACGAAAGCAUGAGGAAUUUAUAGCAACUAUACGAGCAGCCAAAGGACUUAAUCUUAAAGAUGGUGGAAAACUCCCUCCACCACCUCCACCAUCAUAUGACCCUGAUUACAUUCAGUGUCCAUACUGUCAGAGGAGAUUUAAUGAAAAUGCAGCUGACAGACACAUCAAUUUCUGUAAGGAGCAAGCUGCACGUAUUACUAAUAAGGGGAAAUUGGCAGCCGAUACCAAAGGGAAGCUUCCUACUCGAACACAGUACAAACCUGCUCCAGUUAAGAAGAUGCCUUCUGUAGGAUCAACACCAUCACCAUCAUCACGCUUACCACAGCCAAGUGGUGUCAGCAAAACUGUUGUAGGUGCCUCUUCAGGUAAAGCACUGUCUUCGUCUGGAUCCAGUGGGAGCAAAAUUCAGACAUUAUCACCAGCUCAUAAAAACUCUCUGGGAACAGUGAACCCACAAACAGGAAGUGCAACAAAAACCCGGACAUCAACCCCUCCUAGUGUGGCAAGAGCCAUGAGCACGGGUGCUUUAACAAACAGAAGAAAAACCAGCAAUUCAGAUAUUUGCUUAAGGUCUGAUGGGAAAACUGGGUGUGACAGUGGAGACAGCCUAUCCUCAGUCAAUGGAGGAAGUGCAAAAAGCAGUGAAGGCAUUUCACCUGUCCAGUUAUCCAAGUUCUGCCAUGAAUGUGGAACAAAGUAUCCAGUGGAAUGGGCUAAGUUCUGCUGUGAGUGUGGAAUUCGAAGAAUGGUUGUGUGAACACAUUCUUUAAAGCAGAAAGAAAACAAGAAAUUGGAACAUCUGCUAUGUACUGUUGCAUGGAAAGCUUGAGCACUCCAUCCAGUAAGACUUCAUGCUGCAAAGAUCGAAACAUCAUUUUGUAAUUUUCUGAGUGCAAUCUUCUGGUUACACAGUUAUUUAUAAACAAUGAUAUAUACUGUAUAUAAAAAUAGCAGCUACCUAAAAACUGUGCCAUUCAAGGAAAUACUCUUUACUCUUUGUUGAAAAUAUUUAAAAUUAUGGUAAAAAUGCAUUAAGUAACCUAGGUAGCAGAAGAGGUUCAAUGUUAUGGGGUUUUUUUUUGUAAAUUCUACUAGGAAAGGAUUUUUUAAAUCUCUUAUGUAGAGUAAUGCUUACCUGUAGGGAACUAGCCAUGAACAACUUGGGCUUCAAAAGUUUCUCCAUGGAGACAUUUCCUUCAUCUAUGACAGUAACUUAGAUGCUGUGUUCAGCAUGAGACAACAUGGUCAACUCCUUAUAAAUUCCUAGGAAAAAAAUGUAAAAAGUUUGGAUCUUUAAACUCUUUAACAGUAAUAUGCUAAUUGGACUUUCCUGUUGCUUCCUAGAAAUUUUUAAAGAAUCUAAGUGGAAAGACUACCUGAGAAUUCUCUUUGCAUCUAAGAUGAAAGGCUAGAUUUUCUUUUUGUGGCUUUCCAUGUUCUGUUUUUCAGUAAAAACAUGUUAAUACUUUUAUGUAUUUAUAAGGACA
Molecule: messenger RNA, 1726 nt
Organism: Cyanistes caeruleus (blue tit)
Lineage: Eukaryota; Metazoa; Chordata; Aves; Passeriformes; Paridae
Source: RefSeq, a predicted model, not a curated record